AUGUUGUUCUUAUUAAUACAAAGUAUAUUUACAAUAUGUAAAGAAGAGAUUUUGGACAUAUUUAAGUUAAAUGAUAUUAACUAUAACAUUGACAUCUCAUUAAUAAAUAUUAAAGAUGAUAAUGUGAACUUAAAUAUUGACAAUCCAAAAUUUUAUGUAAUGUUUUGUUAUAAUGAUAGUGAAAACGUUAAUAAGAUUUAUUUAAAAAAUUUGACAUAUAUGGAUAUUGAAUUUAGGUGUGUUAAAGUAUAUGUUUAUGAGGAUAUAUUUGGAUUUGAUAAACUAUUAUAUAAGGGUGUUAUUCAUUUAAAACAUUUAUUAAAUGAAAAAGAUGCAUAUCGUGUAGAUUUAUUUGAAAAUAAAAUCAAAAAUAUUGAAUCGUUACCUAAAAAAUUUAAUAGACCACCUGAAUUAAUGAUUGAAUAUACUAAAAACGAAAUUAAACCUAAAGACAAUGAAAAUCAAAUUAAACAAUCAUAUGGUGUGUUUAGUUUUAUUCAAAAAUAUUUUAAAUACUUUUUUAAAAAUUUGGAAUGUAAAAAUUUAAAUUUAAAAAUUACGUUUUUAAAAAAAUUUAAGAAUUUGGUGGACGAAUUUAAAGUUCUAAAUACAAUUAAACAUAUUAAAAAAUUGAAAGAAAUUUUAUCAUCAAACUUAAAUGAAAUUAAAGAUUAUAAUGUAUUAAACAAUGAAAUGAGGAAUGAUUAUUAUUAUGCUUGUUUAUCUCAACUUGUUUAUGGUGAUUCAUUGGAAGAGUUUGAAAAUCAUAUAGAUUUAACUAAGAAGGAUAAAAGUAUAUUUUUAGAUAAUAUUCGAAAAAAUUCAAUAGAACUUUUAGGAAGUGAAAUUAAGAUACUUAAUUAUUUUACUAGUGGAAAUAACAUACCUUGUUUUAUGAUUGUUGAGAAAGACUCUGAUACGGUCGUUAUUGUAUUUAAGGGUACAGAUACGCUUGCAGAAAUAAUUAUGAGUUUAUACUUAGAUUAUCAUAAAUUUGAUGACGGGUUAAUUCAUCAAGGUCAUAGAAUUUACUUUAACAAUUUGAUAGAAAAUGACUGGGAUGUGCUUAAUUCAGUUAUAAAUAAAUACAAAAACAUACAUGUUACAGGACAUUACUUAGGUGGAUCUAUGUCUACAUUAUUUCAUUAUGUUUUGAAAAAGAAGUUUAAUCAUAAAAAUAUUAAUACCGUUACGUUUGCAAGUUUUCCAAAUAUUAACCUUGUACAGUCGGUGUAUGAUAAUGUAAGUGAAAACAUAACAAAUUACAUUAUAAAUGAUGAUAUCAUACCAUUUGCAUCUUAUGGAAAUAUUACCUGUUUAAGAAAAUCAUUACUUGCUACUUUAAGAUAUAAAAAACAUUGGAAAAAUCUGUUUAAAAACAUAAACGAAUGUGAUAACGUUAAAAUUUUUAAGAAUUUUCAAAAAUUAAUUGAAGAGUUUUUUAAUCUUCAAAGAUUAUAUGGAAUUGGUUCUGUUAAAAGAUUAAGAAAUAAUUUUAGAAAUGAAGAUCAAUUUUAUUGGAAAUAUUUAAAUGAUGAAGAUAAAAAUAUUUUAGUACCAACUUUUAAUAGUUUAUAUGAUCAUUCUAUAAAUAAUUAUCUUGAAGGAUUAAGACAAUAA
Messenger RNA from Hepatospora eriocheir, 1620 nucleotides. Lineage: Eukaryota; Fungi; Microsporidia; Hepatosporidae. The record is from the annotation of a GenBank genome assembly.